Molecule: messenger RNA, 1818 nt
Organism: Spirometra erinaceieuropaei
Lineage: Eukaryota; Metazoa; Platyhelminthes; Cestoda; Diphyllobothriidea; Diphyllobothriidae
Source: the annotation of a GenBank genome assembly
AUGUUACGGCAUGCGGUCUCUGCUCCAAGAUCCAUUGCUGUGGCCGUGCUAGAUGUUGCUAAGGCCUUUGAUUCCGUGAACCAUGACACGCUCUUGCGAGCCGCCACCGUACACGGAGCGCCACCUCUACUUCUUGAUCUCCUAUCUUCCUCCUACGCCCGAAAUACUACCCAGAUCUUUGACAUUGAGGUCCGAUGCCCGCGUGGUGUCCGCCAAGAUGACCCCCUCUCCCCCCUUCUCUUCUCUUUUGCUCUAUCGGAAGCUAUCUCCUAUUCUGAUCGGCAGCUUGGCUUCGAGCUGGAUGGAGUGACCGUGGACUGCAUUGCAUAUGCAGAUGAGCUCGUGCUUUUUGCCGAAUCGCCCCAUCGACUCCAACAGAGGCUGGAUGGUCUGGCCAAUGGCCUCUCCCUUGCCGGUAUGGUCCUUAACUCUGCCAAGUGCGUUUCCUUCUACUUACAAGCGCUUGGCAAACAGAAGAGUACAUGCCUCCAACCGUGCGAUGUCUCAAUCGGGGGGAUGGUAUUGCGCUCGUUAGGGCCGACGGACACCUUCGAUUAUUUGGGGGUGCCCUUUUCCUACCGCGGGCAGGUGACAGUAGGCCAUCGUCCGGUUCCUCACAACAUGUUGGAGGAGAUAACCCGAGCACCUCUGAAACCACAGCAGCGACUCACGCUUCUUAAGCGUCAUUGCCUGCCAGAACUUUUGCACCAGUUGGUACUUGGAGCAGUACAUCGCAGCACACUAAGACGACUGGAUGUACAAGUACGUCAGGCGGUACGGAAGUGGUUAAAGCUCCCGGCGGACACGUCAAUCUCCUUCUUACAUGCUGCUAUUCGAGACGGGGGCCUUGGUGUUCCAUGCUUGGCAGUUCUCGUACCUUUUGCUAAGCGCCGACGACUGGACUCAGUGCUCUCCUCAAAAGAGCCUGCAGUACGAGCAGCUGCCGCUGUCCCUUCUGCCUUUCCUGGUAUGCGGCUAGCAGCUCAGCCGGUGCGUCUAGGCCAAUCGGUCCUGCCAAGUAAAGAGGACGUAAGGAACUACUGGAGGAGUUCUUUGUAUGCUUCCGCGGAUGGUCGACCGCUCGCUCACUUUGCUGAAUCUGCCGGUGCCAAUCAUUGGCUCUCUUCUCCGGACCGAGUCUUCCCAUGGCUCUUCUUGCGUGGCAUCCACCUUCGGGCGGGUGUUCUCUCUACUAAGGCCCGCAAAUCCCGGAGAACCGGCUCUGAGGAUGUAUUGUGUCGAGGCCAGUGUGGCCAACGUGAGACCUUAUUCCACAUACUCCAGUGCUGUGAAGUGACGCAUCAUGCCAGAGUGUGGCGACAUAAUUUGGUCAUGACGUUACUAGCAGAACUGUUGAUGAGGAAUGGACGAAACCUCCUAAUUGAGCCCCAUGUCCCCGAGGGCAGUUCAUUCUGCAAACCGGACAUCGUCAUCAGCACCGAGAAUUCAAUAACGGUGAUUGAUGUGGCCGUAGCGAGAGAAGACAUAAUGGACCGCGUCUACGCUGAUAAAGAGCGACGCUACUCAACGGAGGAAGUCCAGGUGAACCUUCGGAGGAUCCUGUCGAAACCAGCCAAUACUCCCGUGUAUCAUAUACCUGCAGUCUUCUCAGCGCGCGGAACCAUUUCUUCCCGUAGCGAAAGUCUUCUAGGAUCCCUUGGAUUAUCUACGUCCGACCUGUCUGACUUAUGUUUGGCAGUGAUUCGAGGAUCCUUGAAGGCUUACGAUGUCUAUGCUCGUGGAGCUGGCGGUGUUGGGGCUAACCGACGCGAAGAAACCCGGGAACCAUAUGAAGCUGGUGUCGGUGACGAACACUAG